Molecule: messenger RNA, 8168 nt
Organism: Myxocyprinus asiaticus (Chinese sucker)
Lineage: Eukaryota; Metazoa; Chordata; Actinopteri; Cypriniformes; Catostomidae
Product: basic helix-loop-helix domain-containing protein USF3
Exons: 6
Coding region: 462-7583 (2373 amino acids)
Molecular function (GO): protein dimerization activity
Source: RefSeq, a predicted model, not a curated record
UGUGUGUGGUUAUGAAAAUGUAUUUUUUUGUUGAUGUUUUUUUAAAAUGGCAUAAUUUUUAAAUGGUAAAUAAAUGUCAGUUAACUUUCAUACAAAGUGCAGUAAACAUAAAAUACUUCAUCAAUAUUUGGUGUGACCAGCCUAUGUCUUUAAAGGUUGUUGGCAGAUAGGUUGUUCCGAGCAUCUUUGAAAACUUGCCACAGUUCUGCGUAUUUAGGCUGUCUACUGUUGAUACUACUGGGCAGUCCUGAUGUUGGCCAAAAUUUCCAUUUCAUGAAUCUGCCAUUAAAUCACAGACAUAACUGGUAACUGUAGUGUAUUUUAAUGUUUUGUUUUCCCUCUCUUUGCUGCAGUUUGUUAUGGUGCAUAGAAGUGCCUAAAUCUAUGGUCUCCAACAUUGCUGAGCUCACACACAUGAUAACUGCAUACUUAAUGGUGGAAGGCUGUAAGAGUGUGCCAGGAUGCCGGAGAUAGUACAGACUCAGGCAAAUAACCCAAGACUGCCACGGCGGAAGAAAAACAAAGAGAUUCAUAAUGCAGUGGAAAGGCACCGUAAAGAGAAAAUCAAUGCUGGUAUCAAUCGGAUUGGAGACCUUUUGCCGUGCUCUCAGGCCUUAAAACAGAGUAAAAAUAUGAUUUUGGAAGAGGCUUUUCGUUACAUCACUGAGCUAAAGCGACAAAAUGAUGAAAUGCUGCUUAAUGGGGGAGACAAAGUCAAAGCAGAGGAGAUAGAGCAAUUACGGCGCCAGCUAGAGGACCUGCGCAAGGAAAGUGCUCAAUACAUUGAGCUCCUCAAAGCUAAUGGCAUUAAUUUCUUGAAUGACCCCACUAUACACUGGAAAGGGAAGCAGCGCUGUGCAAAAGUAGCCAAAGUAACUCCAACUCAUUUGAUGUCAAAGGGAAUAAUUGUGUACUCCAAUGAGAACACUUCCUGUCCCACAAGCAAAGUUUCCAUUCCACCAAGUCCAGUUUCUCACCUUGAUAAACAACCAGCAAAUGCUGUAACAGUCCAACCAUCAUGCGAUUCUGCAUUGAGCACAGGCCAGACUCUUGGUAUUACAAAUUCAGCACCAGUAAGCAAAGUUAUAGCCUCUUCUGCAUCUUCCCACAUACCUGUAGCAACUUUUAUCCCUGCUGUGUCCAAGCCAUGUCUUACAGUGGUGGAACAAUAUUCUCCUCUGGAACAGACUACUCCAAGAUUGAACCCUCCUAUGGAUUAUCUUACUUUUCAAGGUUCAUGUCCCCAGCCUGCGGUCAACACAUCACUCCCUCCACAACGUCAACCAGAUAACCCAACUCCCAGACUCACUACUGCAACCAGUCCAGCCAUGCCUCUCACACUUCAGCCUAUGCUAAGCCUAACCUCUCUGCCUCAAGUUGUGAUCAAUAACUCAGUGGUCCCUGCUACUGCAACCACUGUGCUCUCACAAAAUUCUGAAAUCACAUCUGUUUGCCCCAUAUUGCCAACAAACUCUACUCUUCUUAGAACCAGUGCAACUAGCAGCACUCAGACUACAUGGACAACACUACAGCUGGCCGGAAAUACAGUGCAACCUGUCUCCCAGGCAUUGGUCACAGAUGGUGCCAGCAUUUCACAGAAUCCACAGCACCUCUCUGUAUGCUCAGUGGGGACAAAACACCUAGAGGAGCCUGCUUCUCUCCAAUUACAAACACAGGUUCCUCUGCAACUGCAAGUAUCAACACAUAUUCCUAUUCAGCCAUCUGUGCCAAGACCCCCUCAGCUAUAUUCAGCAGUUGUUCCACACCCUCAAACAGCAGUGUCUCAACAGUCUUCACUUUUAGCAGUGCCAGCCAUUGUGUCCCAAGCUGUUGUUGUUCAUCAGCCAUCUGAACCGCAGCCAGCCUAUUUGACCCAUCCACAAUCUGCUGUUCAGGCACAGCCAGCACUAUUACCAAAAUCUCAAAUUAACUCUGCUCUUAUUCCCAACUCUAACCCCUCCAUACAACCUAAACCUCGGCUUCAAGCUGCUAUGCCAUCUCAGCCUCAUUUGCAACCUACAGUAGUGCCCCAGGCCCAGUCUGCCGUUGUGCCUCAACUGCAUCUCAGUAUGGUGCCUCAAGCUCAGCCAAUCAUAAAUCCACCAACUCAACCUGCCCUCGUGCCUCAGCCUCAAGCUGCUACACUGCCAGUGUUACAGACAAUGCAGGUAUUACAGGUGAAUUCAGACGAAACACCAGUUGCUGUUACCUCUCCUCAAAAUAAUGCGCAUGUUGUUAUUCUACAACAGGGAAGUUCAUGUCCAGCACCACAGGUUCACAGAGAGGAUAUGCCUAGUCAGACUCCAUGCCAGCACAUUGUCAUAAUUCAAGCACCUGCUUUAACACCUGCAUCACAGAGCCAUCACACUGCCAUUGUUUCAACUACAACAUCGACUUUAUCCAGUCAAAUGACCACUUCACACCCUACCUGUACAACUAACAUGCAGGCAUCUGGGACAAAACAGCUGGUACACAUUCUUCCACGCCCCUCAACACAAUUGCAAGCACAAGCUCCUCAGACUAUCACUGUGAAUGGACAAGUUUAUGUUUUGCAGUCAGUAAAGUCACAAGAUAAGGGGAACUCUCAGCAAUCUGGUCAAAGUGUGACUCAAAUCCUUCAGCCAAGCUUUGAGGAACCCACCUCUAAUGUUGCCAUGAAUUGUUUAGGUGCUCUAACUAGUCUUAGUCAGAACAUUUCAAAGAUCACAAGUCAAAGCAAUGUACAAAUAUACACGAUUACUCCACCGUCAUACACUACUGUGCAACCUCCAAUCUGUGGUUCAGAUUUCAGCACUUGUAAAACUGUUCUUUCCCCCUCUGUUCCUGUACCAUCAAGUGCUGCAGGCAGUGCAGUUAAAAUCCUGCCAAAGAAAGGUAGUGUGACUUCUGGAAACCAAAACAGACAAAACUCAGUAAGAAGAACCAGAAUGGUUAAGCGAAAAGAACCAAAAUUUGGACAAAGUUUGCACAGAAAUGCUGCAAAAAGUAAAGCGUCUGUUUCAAAUGAUGCAUGUUCCGAGUUAUACACUGUAGCAACAGGUGUUAAUAUAUUGAAUUCUGUAAAUACUCAGAGUGCACCAACCCUCACUAGUGUCAAUUCUACAUCCAGUAGUUCUGCAGUCAUUAGUAACAGUUCCUUCAGUGAAAAAUCAGCAGAGAGUUCUGCCUCAUCUUUGGUGUAUGGCAGUGAAUCUAUUGUCAAGCCCGCCUUAGCUGGUGGACAAAUCUCAAAGACUAAAGCAAAAUCUGUCAGUGUUGUCCCCUUGCAUAACAAUGUAACAGUUAGCAGUGUCAGUUCAUCAGUAAGUUCUACUCAGGGUAGUGUAGUUAUUUCUUCAAAUUGUGACCGCUUAAGUAAAGGCAUAUACACUCCAGAUAUUGGGCCCCAGCUUAAUUGUUCAGCUGAUAGUGUUGUUCUCUCUUCAAAAUGUAGCACUAUGGACACUGUUGCAUCUUUGUCAGUUACCACAUCAGAAGUUAAUGUUAAUUCCUCAUGCAGCGUGUCAUUUUGUAGCGAAACUGCCAGUCAGAAUGAGUUGACUGCCAGUAAUGUUUGCUCCAGUAAUGAUGGCAGGUCAAUAGAUUCAAGAUCUAGUUUACCAGAGAGUUCCAUUCCAAUGACCGCAGUAAGCUCUUCUCAAAACAGUUCAAUAGUUAAAUCCAUUAAUUCUGCACUUUGCCAACCCCCAGUAUCAAGUGGCAUAUGCACACCGAGUAGACAGUUAGGCAUUAGUGCUGAUUCUAUAGAGAGUGGACCAAGAGUUUCUAUCAUGCCAGAACAUAGUAUUUCACAAAUUCAAGGCAAGUUUGCUAGAAGGGAAGAGUUUACUUCCUCUUCUAAAAUUCAGACAUCAUUUAGUAUAUCCUCAACUUCAACUCCUAGCUCAGACACCUCUAUGUCAACUCCACCUGUUCAGCUUCCAGAGGCUUCAGACCAUUUCAAAUCCCUUAAACGAACAUCUGCAAUGAAUAUAUCCAUGGCAGCCACUAACCAUGAAACUUGUACGGAUUUCAAGCUGACUGAAUCAAAUAUGAACACAAAACCUGGCAAGGAUGGACAAUCUGUUUGUGCCACAGAGAAACAUGUGACAGAAGUAGGUCCCUUUGCUCAAAAAGACACAGUUCCUCCACAGCAGGAAUGUACAUUGGACAAUGAUUCAUUUGAGCCUUCACUGGGAACCAGUAGACAUGCUGAUUCACCUCUGGCAGGAGGUUCAGGUGGCAGAGGCUUUUCUGUUGCAUCAUUGCUCCCAGCAGGCCACAGCAUCAGUGCUUCUCCAAAUACAUUUGGUGCAUUCACUUUCACUUCUGAGCAGGCAGAAAUGUUAGCAAUGGCUGCCAGGGCUAUAUUUGAACAGGACAGCCCAGGUAAGAGGGCUGCUGCUGGUUGCAGUGUUGACAACCCAAACACUGCUGCAACAGGGUGGGACUUUCCAAAAAUACACCCAAUCCCUUCUAACAAGGAGAGCAUGACGGGACAGCAGGUUAAACCUACAAAGCAGGUGGAUUUACCCAUGUCAAAAAAUUCAUCUCAGGUCUCUGGUCGAGGACCUCCAGUUGAGCCUUUGGCCAGUGGCACUGUCGGUAUCAGACUUCCACAGACCAUAGCUUACUCACAGUCUCAGCCUACUACUGUCACUAGCCUUAAUGUUAAUAACCUCAUCACACCAAGCUCCAGCCAACCUUAUCCAGGAUUACCUAAUCUUGCACACCAGGUCUCUGCUCCAUCAUCUGGGGGAGCUUCCAGUAUGGUUUCUCAGUCUUCCUCUCAAGUUCCCCCAACCUGUUCUGACCCUUCUCAACCCAAUGAAUAUGCGCCUUUGAAAAAUGCUCUGAUGCGAUCACAAGUCAAUGUUGGAAUGGUUGAACGUCAUCAGAAGAAUAUGCCAAAAAGGUCUGCCCAAGAUGACCUUAUUCUUCCAAAUAAGCGUUCAAAGCCAUGCCCAGCAGGGAAUGUUGCAAGAGUAGAGAUGAAGGCUACAGAUCAUGUCCAGAUGAUGGUUUGUCAUAUGCCCUCAAGUACUUCUUCAGUCAUGACAAGGAAUCACUCUGAUGGAGUUGGGGCUCUGUUUUCUGGUAAUACUUUCAUGAGCACUGUGCUCCGCCCUACUGAAGGACACUGCUCUACCCAGGUGCCAACACAUGAACAAACUCAGCGAAGUGUGUUGCACCUGCAGCAAGUGCAUGCACAGCAUAGCUCUCCACAGUCUGGGCAGAACUUAGGUGGACACUCCUACCUCAAACACCAGCAACAGCAGGAACAAAGGCACCUUUACCAGCUUCAGCAUCAUCUGACACAGCCAGAAUCUCAGAUCCACAGUAUUCAUCAGAGGAACCUGCUGCAAGAUCAGCAUGUGCACAAAAAGAGAGUUGUGCGUGGUGGGCAGACAGGACCAACGGUUGGUCUGCAGAAGCAACAUCAUUUGGAAAAGAGUGGCAUGCAGCAGCAACAUCAACAACAGCAGCCUCCUCAGCAACACCAACAACAGCAUCAGCAGCAGCAACAACAAUCCCAACAGCAUCAGCAGCAACAACAACAGCAGCACCAUCAACAGCAGCAGCAAUCACAGCAACAAAAAGCACAACAGAUUCAGCAGCAGCAGCAGUCACACCAACAGCAGCAACAAAUGGCACCACAGAAUUCACACUCGCGUCAUCAGCAUCUUCAGCAGCAGAUUCAGCAACAACAGCACUUUGGGGCUCGACAGGAUAAAAAUUGUGAGGCCCAACAGUCAGGUCAGAGGGCACAUCAAAAUAAUCACUUGGGUCAGCCAGAGCGUCCACCUGGUCAGGAUCAUGGAGCUAUGCAAAGACUAAUGGGGUCUCGCUCAUUGGAACAGCAGCUGACAUCCCAGCCUAGCAAUUCUGUUUCUCGUUCCUCAGAUCUUGCUUGCACUCCAUCACGUCAGGAGCGCCACCGUCUCUCUAGUUAUUCAGCAGAGGCUCUUAUAGGGAAGACUCCUGCUACUGCGACUGGUGAACAACGUAUGGGAGUGCAUCUGCAAGCACCUCGAAACAAUGCACAGGACCAGUCAGAAUUACGAGGCUAUGUAGACUCAUCAUGUGGCAAAGGAAAUAUUGCUCAUAAUUCUCAGAGUAGGCUCCCACCAGAGCAUGCCAAUACCACAGACACACAGAGAAUACCAGAGUGUGGGCCUUUCAAGGCUCUGGUUAGUGGGCAUCAACUCAGUAACUUUGAAGUGCAAGUGUCUCACAGUGGUGACAUGUCCAGCAAGUCUGUAUCCCAAAUCCAUAGAGGUCCUCAGUCACAAGCAGGAUUCAGAAUGGGUACUGGACCAGUAGGCGAUGGGCGUACACGUGGGACAUAUUCAGGUCCACAUCCUGCUGCUCAAGGUGUUCACAUUGGUGCAGGAUUGACGAGAGAACAAGAGGGUUGUCACCAGAGCUUCAUGCAAAGUCUUUUGGCACCACAUAUUCCUGAGCAAAAUGUGCACCAAAGAGUAGUACAGGGCUGUACCUCAGGGAGUAUAGAGUACAACUGUGUUCCUGGGACCUCUGCUGGAGAACUUCAAGCUAAAUCUUCUAGUCCUAAUUUGCACCCUGUACAGAAAGCUGCUAACAUUCGUCUAGGGGACAGUAACAAAGGCCAUAUUUCUCAGGUCAGUGGAAAUUUGCAUGGUCCACCUGUGAGAGCAGGUCCACCCCAUCCUCCGACACCACACAGCAGUUCAGACACAGGACGCACACAAGGCUCAACAAGAUCACUCUCAGCAGUUAAUCAGCGCCCCCACCAUAUUGGACCAGAUCCACAAAGCACAAAGAUCCGUCCUGGAGACCGACCUCGGUCUGGGAACUUGAGGUCUGGUAAUCCUUUUGAACCAGAAAGCUCCCUGCCUCUUCCAUCAAGUGGAGGAGUGCUCCUUGGCCGUACACAAACAGGAAAUGAAGCUAGGCGAAGUAGCAUUGUGCGUUUUAUGCCAGAAGGUGCACAGGUCAGCACUGACAACAGUUUGGUGUCAGACCAGCAUCUCACCCAGAAUUUUGGCUUUCCCUUAAUAGCUGAAGGAGGAAUGAACCCACCACCUCCCAUUAAUUCCAAUGCAUCUUUCAUUCCACCAGUCACACAGCCCAGUGCCUCUCGCACCCCAGCCCUCCUUCCUGUGGAACCUCAGAACACUCUACCAUCAUUUUACCCAUCAUAUUCCCCUGCAGCUCAUCCCAGCCUUCCGAGCGAGAUUCCUUUACAGUAUUUUUCCAAUCAGAUGUUUACAAGUCCAAGCACUGACAAGAGUGGCAGUGCACAAUUGAACAAUCGCUUUGGUUCUAUUCUUUCUCCUCCUCGACCUGUGGGCUUUGCACAGGCCAGCUUCCCUCUUCUCACAGAUAUAACACCAAUGCCAAUUGCAAACUCCUCAGGCAUCACACCUCAUUUACCCAACUUCAACCUGACCUCUUUAUUUCCUGAAAUUGCCACAGCUAUGCCUCCGGAUGGCUCCUCCAUGCCAAUGUCCCCUUUAUUGUCCCUUGCUAACACUACUUCCUCAGACUCAAAUAAACAAUCUAAUCGCCCAGCCCACAACAUCAGUCAUAUUCUAGGACAUGAUGGGACUUCUGCUGUUUAAAGCUAUAGCAUUUAGACAGAUAUAAAUCCAAAUUUCUACUCCCUCACCCCUAAAUUUAAAUGCCCUCACCUCUUUAUAAAUUAUUAAAUGGAUUUUAUAAAGGAUAGUCAUGGUGUAAAGGCUUUUAAUCCCUCUUAAGCAAUUAGAAUGUGGAAUGGUAUCAGCUCCCAUGUCAGGAUAACUCCAAAAUGAAUGGGGGAAAAAAAACAAUAAAAUGUUUCAUGUUAUGUCUGUUAGCCUUUGGUAGGUUUCCUUUGCUGGGCUUUUCUGAUGAUUCUUGGGGCUUGUCAUGGUUCUAUAGGAUGUACAACUUGUUCCAGGUUACUUUCCAUACAAGCAGCUCCCAAUGUUUCAUAGGAAGAUGAAUAUGUUCCAAACUUGUUUUAUUCUGUAGCAACAAUAGUGACUGGGUAUGAAAUGCCACAGCAAAAAAAAAGUUAUAACUUUGCAUUAUAAUGCUAUAAAGUAUCAGUUGUUUUCCAAUGUUUAAAAUAGUUUUCUUUUGAAAAAGUUUCACUUAUUUAUGAAAAACAUUGCAAUGUCUGUAGAUAUUUGUAAAAAUUAAAGUUUAUAAAAUUUUCUAAU